Papaver somniferum (opium poppy) is the source of this 1686-nucleotide messenger RNA. Its product is annotated as BEL1-like homeodomain protein 11. Bases 36 to 1394 code for a protein of 452 amino acids. The transcript is spliced from 4 exons. NCBI's taxonomy places the organism in Eukaryota, Viridiplantae, Streptophyta, Magnoliopsida, Ranunculales, Papaveraceae. Gene Ontology annotation, biological process: regulation of transcription by RNA polymerase II. The record is from RefSeq and is a predicted model, not a curated record. Gene Ontology annotation, molecular function: DNA-binding transcription factor activity, RNA polymerase II-specific; RNA polymerase II cis-regulatory region sequence-specific DNA binding.
UGUAAUGCACCUUAUUGGUAGUGACCAAACUAAAAAUGGUAUCUCAAAGUUCAUCUUCCGACCCCAACUCAAGUAAUUUCCAUCAAUUCAUAAUCUCCGAUACGAUUCCGAACCGAGCCCAUUUCGAAGAUCAUGAAAUCAAUGGUCAUCAUUCAAGAAAUAGAAACAUGUUCUCUCAAUCUCUUGGUGUACUUCCUAGCAUUGAAUCACUGCGGCAACAAAUGUCUAGAUCAGUAGAACUAGUUCAUCAGCAAGUUCCAACUCAUCAUAACUUCAGUAGGUUACAUUUAACAAAUCAGUUUGAAACAUCAAAAGAGUUAGACCAUCAUGGGCAAAGGUUAUCUUUAAGUCUAGGUUCUCAUAUUCCUUCUAAUGGUCUAAUGAGCACUUCUGAUCAAUACACUCAGAGAUACUUACAACAACAAGAUUUCAUGAACUCUCACUAUGUAAUGUCUGAUCAAGUAGAUCACAUUAGGACACUAGAAAAUCAGUCUAAUUAUUCAACUUCUUUUGAAAGAGAAUCCUUGGCUGCUUUAAUUGGGAGCUCUAGAUAUCUAAAGCCGGCUCAAUCCUUACUCGAAGAGUUCGUUACUGUUGGUGGCAAAGAGAUUGAUUUGAGUUCAGAUAAAUCUAUUCGACGGUUAACACGUAACCGUAGACAAGGAGUAGGAAGUUUUCUCGAGCUAAGGUCGAGUUUGUGCAAUAGCACUUUCUCAUCUUCCAUGGAACAAGAACUGCAGAUUAAAAUCACAAAACUGAUUGCUUUACUAGACGAGGUUGAGAGUAGAUAUGAGCAGUACUAUAAUCAAAUGGAAGAAGUGGCUUCAUCAUUUGAGGUGAUAGCAGGAUUAGGAUCAGCUAAGUCUUACACUGCCAUGGCACUUCAAGCCAUGUCAAGACAUUUUUGCAGUGUUAGGGACUCAAUAGUUACUCAAAUUCGUGUAGCAAAGAGAGACCUUUUCCAAGGAUCAUCACCAAGAACUAGAACCGGUCUAUCUCAGCUUAGUCUAUUUGAUCAGGAGCCGAGACAAAAUCGUCUUCAACAGCUUGGAUUGAUCCAAAACCAGCGUCAACCAUGGAGGCCGAUAAGAGGGUUGCCAGAGAAUUCAGUUACUAUUCUUCGCUCCUGGCUCUUCGAACACUUCCUUCAUCCGUACCCGACUGACCCCGAGAAGUUAAUGUUGGCAUCACAAACAGGCCUGAGCAAGAACCAGGUGUCAAAUUGGUUCAUAAAUGCCCGAGUUCGUCUUUGGAAGCCAAUGAUAGAAGAGAUCUACAAAGAAGAGUUUGGGGAGUCGUCUUUGGAUUUGGAUUCAUCGUCGGAAGCAGUGUUGACAACAAGGAAAGGUGAUAUCUCAGAUUACGCAGGAAAAGAAAGAGAGAUGGGAGAUUGAUUAGACAAAAAUUCUAAAAUAUAAAGUUUUGGCAAAAAUAAAUUAGGUGGAUCUCACCCCUAUUAGUCAAUGACAUUCGGCCGUUUUCUUGCUAUUUUAAGGCUAUGUGUUUUUGAGAUGUUUAUACCUUGGAUCGUCCAGAACUGCUCUUGGAAAUUAUGUUUGCUUAAAAAAGUAGAGAGAUUGGAAAGGAAAUGUUUUGGUUAAGCUUAGAAGUGUGCCUUUGUGAGUCGGGGGUUUACAGGGAAGAGAAAAAUAGUCUACUAAGUAUACAAGUUAUUUGCUUUACACA